GAGAUUCCCUCCGAGAAAUCUAGUACCAGCAAACUGCACUUUUCGCUCCUCGUCAUCGUUUCUCGCAAUUCCUAAUCGAAUCAAAUGCGAAACCCUAGUGGAACGAUUCUUUACCCUUGAUCCUGCAAAUCUCCUGAGGCUUGAUUUGCACCGGAAGGGGUGCAAAAAUGGCGGAGGAUAGCAGCACAGACGGAUCGGAGAAGGAAGAAAUUGACAGCGCUGGUGAUGGUCGCGUAGAUUUGGCGUCCAUAGAUUCUGUUGAGUCUAGAUGGGUUUUUCCGGACGAGGAUGAUUCCGAGAUCAGCGCUGAAGACGAUCACGAUGGAUACGACGGCACCGGGAUGGAAUCCGAUGAUGAAGAGAUCUUGGAGCAACGAUUGAUCCGAACCGGUCCACGCGUUGAUUCCUUCGACGUGGAAGCGCUCGAAGUUCCUGGAGUUCAGAGGAAUGACUAUGAGGACAUGAGCAUGGGGAGGAGAGUGAUGCUUGCCUUUCAGACAUUGGGAGUUGUCUUUGGCGAUGUAGGAACAAGUCCAUUGUAUACGUUCAGUGUGAUGUUCAGUAAAUCACCUGUGAAGGAAAAAGAAGAUGUCAUCGGGGCAUUGUCACUAGUGCUAUAUACCUUGAUCUUGAUUCCCCUUGUUAAAUAUGUUCUCGUUGUUCUAUGGGCAAAUGAUGAUGGGGAAGGGGGGACCUUUGCAUUGUACUCGUUAAUAUGCCGUCAUGCCAAGAUUAGUCUCAUCCCAAAUCAACUCCGUUCAGAUGCACGCAUAUCGAGUUUUAGAUUGAAGGUGCCAUGCCCUGAACUUGAACGGUCGCUGAAAAUCAAAGAAAAACUCGAGAAUUCGUCGAUCUUGAAAAGGCUUCUCCUCAUUUUAGUUCUUGCGGGAACUUCCAUGGUGCUUGCUGAUGGGGUUGUGACUCCAGCAAUGUCAGUCAUGUCAGCUGUUGGUGGCCUGAGGGUCGGAGUAGACGCAGUUGAACAGGAUCAAGUGGUGAUGAUUUCUGUUGCCUUUCUUGUGAUUUUGUUUAGUGUACAAAAGUACGGGACAAGCAAAAUGGGGCUUGUAGUAGGCCCUGCUUUACUUAUAUGGUUUUGUUGCCUUGCUGGCAUUGGAAUUCACAACCUGAUCAAAUAUGAUACCAGUGUUUUUAGAGCUUUCAACCCUGUCCAUAUCUAUUAUUUCUUCAAGAGAAACUCCAUAAAUGCAUGGUACGCCCUUGGAGGCUGCCUUCUCUGUGCUACAGGGUCAGAGGCAUUAUUCGCAGACCUUUGCUACUUUUCCGUGAGAUCUGUUCAGCUUACGUUUCUGUUUCUCGUGUUCCCAUGCCUCCUGCUGGGCUAUUUGGGACAAGCGGCAUAUCUUAUGGAGAAUCAUACUGAUGCAACUCAAGCUUUCUUUUCAUCUGUUCCGAGCGCAGCAUUCUGGCCCGUUUUUCUCAUUGCAAACAUCGCCGCUCUGAUCGCUAGCCGCACAAUGACGACGGCGACAUUUUCGUGUGUUAAACAGUCAACAGCUUUGGGUUGUUUCCCUCGUCUUAAAAUUAUCCACACCUCUCGGAAAUUUAUGGGCCAGAUCUAUAUUCCCGUCAUAAACUGGUUCCUCCUCGCCGUCUGUCUGGUCGUCGUCUGCUCAAUCUCAAGCAUCUACGAAAUCGGAAAUGCUUACGGGAUUGCAGAGCUAGGAGUGAUGAUGACGACGACAGUCCUAGUGACAUUGAUCAUGCUUCUUAUAUGGCAGAUAAACAUCGCGAUCGUGGUUACAUUCCUGCUAAUUUUCCUGGGAGUGGAGUUGAUCUUUUUCUCGUCGGUUUUAGCAAGUGUUGGGGAUGGAAGCUGGAUAAUAUUGGUUUUUGCCAUAAUCAUGUUUUGCAUAAUGUACAUCUGGAACUACGGGAGAAAGCUCAAGUACGAAACUGAAGUCAAACAGAAGCUAUCGAUGGAGUUAAUGCGAGAACUCGGUUGCAAUCUCGGUACAAUAAGAGCUCCCGGUAUCGGUUUACUGUACAACGAGUUAGUGAAAGGAGUGCCUGCGAUAUUCGGCCAUUUUCUGGCCACACUUCCCGCAAUCCAUUCCAUGGUUAUCUUCGUGUGCAUAAAGUAUGUUCCCGUUCCAGUCGUCCCCCAGAAUGAACGGUUCCUCUUCAGACGUGUAUGUGCCAAAAGCUAUCACUUGUUCCGUUGCAUUGCCCGAUAUGGGUACAAGGAUGUAAGAAAGGAAAACCACCAAACAUUCGAGCAGAUGCUGAUCGAGAGCCUCGAGAAAUUUAUCCGACGGGAAGCUCAAGAACGUUCGCUCGAGAGCGACGGUGGGGGCGAAGAUUCGGACUCAGAGGAAGAGUUUGCGGGGUCAAGGGUUCUCAUCGGCCCGAACGGAAGCAUGUACUCUCUCGGCGUCUCUCUCCUGUCCGAGUACAGAGACAUGAACAAACCCAUCUUCGAACCGAACAACACAUCCUCCUCGGAUUCCACGGCGUCAGAAUCGGAGCAGAGCCUGGAGAGGGAGCUGUCGUUCAUACACAAAGCCAAAGAAUCAGGCGUGGUAUAUCUGCUCGGCCAUGGGGAUAUAAGAGCGAGGAAGGAAUCAUGGUUCAUAAAGAAGCUGGUGAUAAAUUACUUCUACGCGUUCCUGAGGAAGAACUGCAGGAGAGGAAUAGCUAACCUGAACGUGCCUCACUCGCAUCUCAUGCAGGUCGGUAUGACAUACAUGGUCUGA
Tarenaya hassleriana is the source of this 2717-nucleotide messenger RNA. RefSeq names its product potassium transporter 7. The transcript is spliced from 12 exons. Gene Ontology annotation, biological process: potassium ion transmembrane transport. Gene Ontology annotation, molecular function: potassium ion transmembrane transporter activity. The record is from RefSeq and is a predicted model, not a curated record. Lineage: Eukaryota; Viridiplantae; Streptophyta; Magnoliopsida; Brassicales; Cleomaceae. The coding region runs from base 168 to 2717 and encodes 849 amino acids. Gene Ontology annotation, cellular component: plant-type vacuole; vacuolar membrane.